Zonotrichia leucophrys gambelii is the source of this 1130-nucleotide messenger RNA. It is a transcript of the gene GEM, whose product is annotated as GTP binding protein overexpressed in skeletal muscle. NCBI's taxonomy places the organism in Eukaryota, Metazoa, Chordata, Aves, Passeriformes, Passerellidae. Gene Ontology annotation, biological process: negative regulation of high voltage-gated calcium channel activity. The coding region runs from base 114 to 1007 and encodes 297 amino acids. The record is from RefSeq and is a predicted model, not a curated record. The transcript has 5 exons. Gene Ontology annotation, cellular component: plasma membrane. Gene Ontology annotation, molecular function: GTP binding; calcium channel regulator activity; GTPase activity.
GCAGGGGAGGAUUGACUUCGGCAGAGCUGCUCGGAGUGCACAGCCCAGCGAGGGAGCAGGGCAGGAACAAAGGACUGCUCUGGCUGCGGGAGCCUGGCACAAGGGUUGAAAAAAUGACUCUCAACAAUGUUACCAUGCGUCGCACCCACAACAGCAGUCUGCACCAGCAGCAGCAGCGAUGGAGCAUCCCUGCUGAUGGGAAGAAUCUGCUGGUCCAGAAAGACUCCAAUGAGUACAACCCACAGAAACGAUACACCAUCAGCCCUGAUGAAUAUUACAGAAGGAGCUGGUCCUCGGAGUCAUCCGACUCCGUCAUCUCCUCCGAGUCUGGCAGCAGCUGCUACCGCGUGGUGCUGAUCGGGGAGCACGGCGUGGGCAAGUCCUCGCUGGCCAACAUCUUUGCAGGGGUGCACGACAGCAUUGACAGUGACUGUGAGGUGCUGGGAGAAGACACGUAUGAAAGAACCCUGAUGGUGGAUGGGGAAAGUGCGACUGUUAUACUGCUCGACAUGUGGGAUAAUAAGCGGGAGGGAGAAUGGAUUCGAGAGCACUGCAUGCAAGUGGGAGACGCCUACUUGAUCGUCUACUCCAUCACGGACCGGGCAAGCUUUGAGAAGGCCUCUGAGCUCAGGAUACAGCUCCGCAGGGCGCGCCAGAAAGAAGAUAUCCCCAUUAUUUUGGUUGGCAACAAAAGUGACCUUGUCAGGUGCCGUGAAGUUUCAGUGGCAGAGGGGCGAGCCUGUGCCGUGGUGUUUGACUGCAAGUUCAUCGAGACCUCAGCAGCUGUGCAGCACAACGUGAAGGAGCUCUUCGAGGGUAUCGUGCGGCAAGUCCGGCUCCGCAGGGACAGCAAGGAAAAGAACGAGAAGCGCCUGGCGCUACAGAAGCGGAGAGAGAGCAUCCCCAAGAAAGCCAGGCGGUUUUGGGGCAAAAUAGUUGCCAAGAACAACAAGAACAUGGCCUUCAAACUCAAGUCCAAGUCUUGCCAUGACCUCUCAGUACUUUAAGAACACUGGACUCUGCCAGAGCUUGCGGCAUUUUGCCGACAUUAUCUAACUUUGUCAUAGGACAAUCAAUCAAUCUAUAUUAGAUUGGGCUAUCAGUGACUUAGGUUCACAGCUGUGUUUGUG